UGGAAACAGCCUGAGGAGUGUGCAGAUGCGAUGCAUAGGGGGAGGCUCCGCUGAGGAGAAUUCAAGACACCCAGGAGAAGGACACAGAUGAGACUCGAGGAGCGAAAGAGGGGCUAGAGGCAUGGACUGGAGCCAAGACGAGAGGGAAAAUGCUGAGAACGGCACGCAAGGCGAUGAGAGGCCGAUGUGUGCAGGGUACGGAGAGUAGGUGGAGGGGUCAAAAAUGGCAAAAUAGACAAGAAUGAGAUACCUAGCUGGGCCGCCUACCUAUUACCCGUUAAUACCUGAUGGGCCAAAAAUGACGAGAAGAAUAGUAAUACUGCGUACGUCGGGGACUCGGGCGGGGGGGGGGGGCCUGGCAUCAACGGCCAUGAGGCGCGAAGCUGGCUGCUACUGCAACUGCGCCGCCAUGCGGGUAGCUUUUUUCGCCCUGGACUCUGCAUACACGGCUCGUCCUAUGGCAGCAGAAAAGAGCCUUGACAAGGCGACUCGACGUUGCCAUUGGGCCUCAAACCCUUGUCGUGCCCUUGUCCGCAUUCGGGGUCCUUUGCAUCGUCUGGGAUUCUGGGUGCUGGUCCUUUGGCCUUUCGGGGGGAACGGAGUAAAGAAGAAUGAAGAGGGGCACCCAGGGGGGGAAACAGACUUUUGCCGGCAUGUCGAACUCGAUGUUGCUGCUUUUUUUGACAAUCGAGAGGGAUAUCAUCGUGAUGUGCCGUCGUGGGAGGACCCGGGAACAAGCGUGUGACUCAGAUUAGGCGAGCAACAUGGCUGUGCUUACCGCCAGUUGGUAUGCGCUACGUCGGUACGUCGUACCCCACGAGCUUCACCGACGGCGAGGACGGUAGUUUCGUUUGGGUUGAAGGGCACGGGACUCGGGGCGGGAUUAAGUGACGAGUCUCGGCGACACUG
Molecule: messenger RNA, 909 nt
Organism: Colletotrichum phormii
Lineage: Eukaryota; Fungi; Ascomycota; Sordariomycetes; Glomerellales; Glomerellaceae
Exons: 1
Coding region: 242-745 (167 amino acids)
Source: RefSeq, a predicted model, not a curated record